Messenger RNA from Dentiscutata erythropus, 174 nucleotides. NCBI's taxonomy places the organism in Eukaryota, Fungi, Glomeromycota, Glomeromycetes, Diversisporales, Gigasporaceae. The record is from the annotation of a GenBank genome assembly.
UCUAGAGUUCAGUUCAGUUCGGUUCAUAGAAACACUACAUACACUGAAGAUGAAGACGACAAUAAAGAAUCUUCUAACAAUGAUAACUCUAAUGAUGAGGAUUCCUUCAAUAACAAUAAAGAUGAUAAAGGGUUCUGUGGUUUUUCUGAUGAUGAUGAAGGUUAUCAUUACUAG